AUGUACCAUCCAAGAGAAUAUAAAAUUAGAGUCGAUACUAAAUGUUGGAGCUUCUGACACGCAAGUGGAUUGCAACUUUGUAGCAACUCCAGGGCACAGUCACAUUGGCCCCUGAGCCAUCAUGGACAAGUCAUUGGACAGUUUUUUACGCAUAAAUCGACUUUUUUUGUCAUCACUCGGACAAUGGCCACAGCAAGAACAAAUUUCUAAAAUAUUUACGCUUAUAAACGCGGUAUUUUUUCUUGUUACUCAGGCAUACUUUCAGACUGGUGGGAUGAUAGCCGCACAGUGUGAUCAGCCGAUAUUUAUGGAAUCAAUUGCACCAGUUUUAAUAAGCUUCAUGUGUCUCGUUAAAUUUGUAAAUUUCAAUUACAAUGCUGAUAAGAUGAGAAAACUUCUCGAAAUUAUACAAGCCGAUUGGAGUUCAAUAAAUGAAGUAGAAGAAUUGAAAAUCUUAAACUCGUGGGCUAAAGACAGUAAAAAAAAUACAAUUAUGUAUGCAGGUGCUCUUUAUGGAACCAUGGCUCCUUUUAUGCUGGGUCCACUAGUGCCGAUAUUUUGUAAGCUUAUGCCUGUGGGUAUUUUACCCGCGAAUAGUAGUAUCGUUCUUGAAAAACCAGUACUUUUCCACGUCGAAUACUUCUAUGACUUGGAAAAAUAUUAUUAUCCGCUACUCAUCCAUUCAUACUUCGGUACAAUGGCGUACCUGACCGUUGCUGUUGCAAUCGACUCGAUGUUUAUGGUUUAUGUACAGCAUGCUUGCGCAAUUUUCGCUAUUAUCGGAAAUCGUUUAGAACAUCUGGCGGAUGACAGUAGCAUUAAUUUCUAUUAUAGUCCACAUAUUUCAAAUGAUGAACCAUAUAAACGAAUGAUCGAGUGCAUUGUUCAACAUAGUAAAGCUCUUGAGUAUGCACGAAUGAUCCAAUCAGCAAAUUCGCUUUCAUUUUUUUUUCAAUUGGGAUUCAAUAUGCUCACUAUUACUUUUAGUGGGUUUCAAGCUGCAACGAAAUUAGAUCGCCCGGAUGAAGCUUUUAGAUAUGCGGGAUUCACAAUCACUCAAACAUUCCAUUUAUUUUUUCAAAGCUGGCCGUCCCAGAGAUUGGCUGACGAAAGUGCACGGAUAAGUGAAACCACAACCAGAUGCGCAUGGUACUUGACUUCUAUGAGAUCGCGAAAGCUUCUUCAACUAUUCAUAAUGAGAAGUUCUGUUCCAUGUCAAUUGACAGCCGGCAGCUUUUAUACUUUGAAUAUGCAAAAUUUUAGCGCCGUGGUGCGUACGUCAAUGUCAUAUUUUACGGUGUUAACUUCAGUUCAAUGAUCAAUAAUAUCCAUUCAUUAUAAGUUUUAUUAUAAUUUCAGUUAAUGUGCUUAUAAAUAUCAUUUAUGGUUUUCGUUUAUUAAUUAUUUAUGUAGAUUUAU
This is a messenger RNA of Microplitis mediator, 1419 nucleotides long. Its product is annotated as odorant receptor 13a-like. The record is from RefSeq and is a predicted model, not a curated record. The transcript is spliced from 9 exons. The coding region runs from base 122 to 1318 and encodes 398 amino acids. Gene Ontology annotation, biological process: sensory perception of smell; detection of chemical stimulus involved in sensory perception of smell. Lineage: Eukaryota; Metazoa; Arthropoda; Insecta; Hymenoptera; Braconidae. Gene Ontology annotation, molecular function: olfactory receptor activity; odorant binding. Gene Ontology annotation, cellular component: plasma membrane.